ACACCCACUGUUAAGCAACAGCAUGUGAGUGAGAGGGAAGAAGAGAGGAAGAAGAAAAGAGUUGCAGAAGAAUUCCAGACUUUUGCACUUAUUACCAAAACAGAUCAUCACCCUACAUAGGAGAAUAGGAGACACAGAAAAGGGAAAGCAGCUAUACUUAAGUGUGUGAAGCAGGUAAGUAAGACAGCAGGAGUGGAGAAUGGAUGGCUGGCUGAAGGAGAUACAGCACCGGCCCGUCCUCUAUCUGUUCUGCAGCUCACUGGCCUUCAGGCUGCUCCAUAUACUACUGAGGUUUCUGCCCAGACCUCAUUGUGUUAACUGUGAUCCAUGGAAGAGCUAUAAAUGGAAAAAUCUCUCUGUGUCACUCGUCCACUCGCUCCUGACCGGUACCUGGGCCAUUUUCUGUGUUUUUCAGUAUCCAGUGAUGGUGUAUGACAUGCACUCGUCCUACACUCCUGUCUCAUAUCUGCUUGUAGUGAUCUCAACAGGGUAUUUCAUCCAGGAUGCUGGAGACAUCAUGUUCAGCGGGUAUGCACGAGAAUCAUGGGAGUUUCUGCUUCAUCAUGUUUUGGUGAUAUGGUGUUUCCUGUAUGCUGUUCUCACGAGUCACUAUGUGGCUGGUGCUGUGGUGGCUCUGUUUGUUGAAGUGAACAGUGUAUUUCUACAUACACGGCUGAUGCUCAAAAUGUCCAAUGUGGCCAGAGACUCACUCCUCUACACCAUUAACAAGAUUCUCAAUGUCACAACGUACAUCAGUUUUCGUCUGGGAGCACAGUUCUACCUGACGUGGUACAUCCUUGUUAACUACUCUUGGUUGGACCAUGCUGGAUAUUUCCUGGCAUCUAUGAUGCUCAUGAACAUCAUGAUCCUCAUUUAUUUCUACCGUCUGCUACGAGCAGAUUUCUUCUCAAAGCACAGCCAAUCAAACGGCGUCCGCAAAUUUGCUCAUGAUUAAAAUGUCGCAGGGGCAUUUUUUGAAUACUGAACAUUCAUUUGAAGUCACAAAGAGAAACUGAAUUUCACACUGGAGCCUAAUGUACUGCUGACUGUUAUACAAAACUCAACUGCAAACUGUUUUCUCUGACUUUGUGUUUUACAUAUUUUUUGUACAUGUGGACUGUUCACAUGUAGUGCAUGUAUUUUUAUUUUUAUCAUCUUGAUCCUGAACUUAAUUUACUGUUUGAGGUGUUCUCAGUACAUGUUCAUGUCAGUUAUUUCCUGGGUUUCUGGUUUCCUCCCACAAACAUACUGGUAUAUAGAUUGGCAAUGCUACAUUGCCCCUAUGUGCACAUGCAGGGGGCCUGGCUGUGGAUUAGCAUCCCAUCCAGGGUGAACUUCCAUCUCAUACGCAGUGGAGUCACUAACCAGGAUAAACUGCUUCCUGAAGAUAACUGAAUGUGAUCUUAUAUUAUUCAUGAUAUGUCACAUGGUUACUUGAAUGCAUAUGUGCAAUUUCAGGCUAUAAAAUAGAAAAGCGCACAUUUUGCAUGACAUUCUGAUUUGUCUUUAUAGGAUGCCACUGAUUUACUCUGUAGUAUGAAACAUUAGAAACAUUAAGAUUCAUGGUGCUGACCCUUUUGUACGUUUUACAUUUAACUACAUAACUUCAUGUCCAAGGUCCACCAUCUGAACACUAAAUAUAACCUUCACCGUUUCCCAGAAAUCUGCAGUGAGACAGAUCAUUAUAGGCUAAUAAAAUUUCAUAGCUACUCUGAUGUAAUCCUGACUACAAACAAAAUACCUCUCAGACACAUGGUUAAUGGUCUCCAUCCUACUUUUACAAAUAAACCUAACCUUGACACUGUUCACUUGAUGGAAUUGAAAUGAGUUAAAAUACAAGUUUUCAUCAAGUCUAUCUUCUCCUUUUCUUUUCAUUAUACAGACCAGUGUAGGUCCAUUUGAUUCAACUUGGAAAUGCAGGAAAAGUGUAUUCUGCAGUCCCUCAUAAAAAAUAUGUAUAUAUUAUUUAAUCUAUUUUGGGGGGGUUUAAAGACAUGAAGUUGAUGUGAUCCCAUAUUAGCUUUGUCAGACAUUUCAAAUAGUUAGAAAUUAAGCUUUUUAAAAUUCAUAUUACAUUCUCAUUUUGUAAGUAUUGAAUUCUCAAAUCUGAGACCUGAGAGGGAAGAAAUUUGAUGCUGAGGAGAGAACUAACUGCUGCCCUCCAGUAUAAUAAUUACUGUAUGACACCCUACGAGUGAACCAUUAAAAUAGAAAAGUUUAGUCAUGUGCAAGAUUUAAAAACAAAUAAAAAAAAGCAAGCAGACAAACAAACAAAAAACCCUCCAAACAACUUUAAUUAAAUGUAAUGUGUGUAACUUGGCCAUUCCUCAGGAGUUAAGGUGCACUUAAAGUGGAACAAUUAAAUUAUAUUCUAGGUUUUGUUUUAGAUGUGUGAAGUAUUAUUUUAAUAAAAAGUAUUUGUGUACAAAGGAGGAUGCCUUAAUGGGACAACAAAUCCUAAAUAAAAUUAAGAAACUUCA
Neoarius graeffei (lesser salmon catfish) is the source of this 2480-nucleotide messenger RNA. RefSeq names its product TLC domain containing 1 (gene tlcd1). Gene Ontology annotation, cellular component: plasma membrane. The coding region runs from base 200 to 955 and encodes 251 amino acids. The record is from RefSeq and is a predicted model, not a curated record. Lineage: Eukaryota; Metazoa; Chordata; Actinopteri; Siluriformes; Ariidae. The transcript has 4 exons. Gene Ontology annotation, biological process: phospholipid homeostasis; membrane assembly; plasma membrane organization.